UAAAAAUGAUACAUUUAUUCACUAGGCUGAGCGCAGUGAUAUAUCUUGUCUUUAGAUAAUCUAUGUUGUGUUGUAAAUUAUGAAAAUGAUGUUCAUCAAAAUCAAUGAAAUAUAGAUGAAUCAAGUACGUUACAGAAAACAAAUAAUUCAUAGAUACAUAGAAUAUAAUUGUCCAUCUUUCCAAAUCAACCAGAGUAUUCCAUAACUGGUAGUACGUGGUGACAGAAUUUCUGAGCUACAAUGAAUAUGGAGAAUGUUACCAGCUAACUCGAAUGCACAACACAGGAAGAUUAUACAAUAAUGGCUGUUUUGCACAUAAUAUUAUACCAGUUGGCGAAAAGAGAAGAAAUGCCCUGGGCCUCAGGGUAAACCUGUUGUUGGUGUGCUGUGUGAUUUGGAUUUGGAGAAACUCCACGUUACCUUCGAUAAAUGGAGUAAACAGUAUGGGGAUCUAUAUCAGUUUACAUGUGUAGGGAAAAAGUUUCUUGUCGUCAGCUCAUCGGAACUCGCUCGGGAUCUCUUACUGAAAGAGCCUACAGCAACUACGACGGCUGGUCGACCUGCGACGUUUAUUGGUCAAUAUUUUUUUCGGCCUAAUAGUGAUAUUGUUUUUGCUACAUCGCCGGACCAAAAUUGGACAAAAAGGAGGAAGAUGAUGUACCAGACUUUGAAUGCAUAUGGAGAGGGGCUUAUGGACAGAGAAAGACAAAUCACACAAAAUUUGAUUACUAUGAAGAAUGAGAUUCAGUCGGUCAUUGGUCAAACUGUUGAUCCGAGCGAUAUUGUGGAAGAAUUUAUCCUGAGCACCAUUGAAUGUUUGCUGAUUGGAAGAAGUUUUGGUAGACAUGGUCAACUGCAAUCCUUAAUGAACAGAUUCGAUCACGAGAUGAACGAAGUCACAAACCAAGGGCAUGAUAUCGUGUACAAUGCAUUUCCAUUUCUUCGAUUUUUACCGCUCCCACAUUCGAAAAAACUUCAACAUGUGAUAGAAAUGAAAGAUCAGUUGAUUCACAUGUUAGACAGUAUAUCGAGAGAAGAAAUAGGGGACAAAGGCGUAUAUCAAUUUCUGAAGAAAACCACCUUAGAACGAGAUACCUCCGGGCAUCAGUGGUUUACCGACCUCCAUCUUUGGUCCAUGAUCGUGAACCUAAUCGGGGCUGGCCAUCUGACUACAAGAGGAACAUUGCUAUCCAUGAUUCAUAUAUUGGCAAAACGACCGGAUCUUCAGAAGUCACUCCAAACAGAAAUCGACAAUGCGAUCGGUGUUACCAGAAAACCAAAUUUGACAGACAGACAGCACUGCCCAUUGGUGGAAUCUUUUACCAUGGAAACAAUUCGUUAUAUAUCACAUGUUCCAAUCCUUCUCCAUAAGACAACAGAGAUGUCAAACAUCGCCGGUGUUCCUGUCGAUCAAAACACAAGUAUUGUCAUCAAUGCAUGGACUAUACAUCACAGUGAUAAGGAAUGGAACGAUCCUUUCUUAUUUAAGCCUGAGAGAUUUCUACAGCCUGAUGGCAGCUUGAUGACGUCUAUUGAUCCUGUCAGGAAAAGGAUGCUUGCCUUUGGACUCGGAAAACGAAAUUGUCUCGGUGAGGUGUUCGCAAAGUCCAGAAUUUUUCUCUUCGUGGCUACACUUAUGCAGAGUUUCACAAUCUUGGAGCCUGAGGAUUGCGAACUUCCAGAAUUUCGGCCGAAGGAUAUGGAACCGGGACUGCUUCUGCAACCCAAGCCGUACAAAAUUCGCUUUGUUCAGAGGGGAAAAUAGGUUAAAGGGAUUUAUUAGAGUUAUAUAUGACACAAUGCUUUAGAUACCUGUAUUAUAUACAUGUUUUGUUUACCGUAGAAAUGAUGGGAAAAUUGCUGAUAUAAAUAAUAAGCUAAUUUAAAUCUAUUUGAAUCUUUUAACUUACGCAAAUACUCCGAAAUCCUGUACUUCAUCACCGGAAGUUACGACAAAAAAGAAAAGAAUAACUGGGGAAAAACCUUUUGUAUUCUAAUUUGUGUACAAUAUGCAUUUCAAAUGUGUAUAUGAAUAUUUGUUACAUUAUCUAUACAUAUAUAUGUUACCAAUAUUUAUUCAGAUAUAUUACCAAGGAAAAUAGAUUCCAGGAAAAUAAAAAUAUCAACUAACAAAUGUAUAUCCAAAUAUCGAUGUUUCAUACCGAUUGUUAGGCCUUUCUUGAUACACUGUCUUUGACUACGGAUAACUCCUUUUACCUGAUCAAGAUAUACUCGUAGGACUCACGGCAGGUGUGACCGGUCAACAGGGAAUGCUUAGUCCUCCAAGGCACCUCAUCCCACAUUUGGUAUAACCAGUUGUCCGUGUUUGCCUAACUCUAAUUUGUAUUCCUGAUAGGAGUUAUGAGAUUGAUCACUGUUUGUUUUCUUCACCUUCCAUUCAUAAUAUGUCUACAGAUAUUAGUUACAAAAAUGUACACAGAGUACGAGGGCUGUUUGAUAUGUAAUGUAUAUUGUAAAAUAUCUCAAAAGCAUUCGACUCAAAUAGUGAAAUAAACAUUACAUCCCUUCAAAGGAAUCUCCGCAGUUUGAAAUACAUAAUUUCAAUCUCUGAAUCCAUUUCUGAAAUGCGUCACGGUACGCUGAUUUAGGUAGACCUCUGAGGCACUGCAUGAUGGCUGAUCCAAGGGCUUGUCGGGACUUGUAACGACGACCAGAUAAAAACUUUUUGAGUUUUGGAAAAAGGAAAAAGUCUCAUGGGGCUAGAUCUGGAGAGUAUUGUGGGUGUGGCAAGACGGUAACUUUCUCCGACUUCAAAAAAUUGCUUCGCAAGCUCAGAUGUAUGUGUGGAGGAUUAUCAUGGAAUGCUGAACAACUUGUCCCCAAGACAACUCGCCCCCUCUCAGGACAACUCGCCCUCUCUCAGGACAAAUCACUCCUUCUCUUGAGACAACUCGCCCCCAAUAUCAUAUUUAAAUAUAUCUCUUUUUUUUAAAUUCUCUCUCUCUCUCUCUCUCUCUCUCUCUCUGUGUGUGUGUGUGUGUGUGUGUGUGUGUGUGUGUGUGUGUGUGUGUAAUUGUACAAAUAUUUACACUUUUUUCCCUAUAAAGAUACGUCUUUUUAUUUCAUACUUUAACAAGAAUGGUAAAUUCUAAUAGAAUUAUAUGUUUUUCCCUAAAAUAUCUCUAGCAAAUUUAUCGUUAUUUCGGAUUAUUGAUAAUUAUACUACGUGAGUUGUAGAUCAAGCUAAUACUCUCCCUACCAAACGCUAACUUGCUUCCGCUGAAAUUAUAAAUUUUACAUAUACAUAAAAGUGAUGAUGAAUUUACUGGACCCAAACAUUGGAUUUUCACUAAAAAUGUUCGUCUUGCAUAAAAAGAAACGAAGUUCGGUGUUUAUGUGAACAUGUCUUUUUGUCUGUGAUGUAUAUACUAUCUAUAAGAAAUUUAUUAAUUUUUGUUAAUACAUCUUCACUAAAAAUGUUCGUUUUGCAUAAAAAGACACGAAGUUCGGUGUUUAUGUGAACAUGUCUUUUUGUCUGUGAUGUAUAUACUAUCUAUAAAAAAUUUAUUAAUUUUUGCUAAUACAUCUUGGAUUUAGACCAAAAUUUUUCUUACUGGUUCGAAAUAGUGAACCCAUGUUUCGUCACCAGUAGCUUUGUUUGCAAAUUGUCUUUGAUUGAAUUUGGGAAACAUUUUGAGCAAUGCUUAGCGGUUUCUCUUCGUACCCGUUUUUGGUCAUCUGUCAAUAUACGCAGUAUCCAUCGGGCAGAAAUCUUUCGUACUUUCAAAAUACGCUUCAGAAUGAAAUACACCCGCAAUAGUGAUAUGACAACAGCUCUGGCAAUAUCACGAAUCGUGUAUCUGCCAUCACUUUCAAUUAUUUCUCUGACUUUUGAGACAUUUGCCAUGCCUGUUACAGUUACAGAUCAGCCAAAUUUUGCUGCAUCUUUGACGGAUUCGGUCCCAGUCAGAAAUUUCUUUCUCCACCUACGAAUUGUGUCACCUUAUCAGACCAUAAAUUUCCCCAAUUCAGUUAAAAUCUUCAUUACCGAAUGACCGAGUUUUGUGCGAACUUUAUAUAACCUCUAAUUUCUUCAUUAUUAUCAACUCGUUUCCCAACCAUUUUUACAACAGUGGUCAAGGACUGGCUCUAUUGAAAUUACUAUAAGUUUAAAAUAUGUGGAGCUGAAGGCUUGUGUUUAUACUGUUGGAAAGGUAUUGAAUAGAGCUAUUUUAGUAUUAUCAUCCACGAAAUCGUGCAAAGCGUUAUGGCGCUGUGGUACAAUACACAUUACAUAUCGAACAGCCCUCGUAUAUAUCUGUAAAUGCUUCAUGUCGAGCCGCAUUGUCCUAUACAAGUGUAAUGUGUUCUUGAACCAGAUUUUUUUAUUGAUGUAAGGAAUAGUUGUAUGUUCUGUUGACAAAAUGAAUAUAAUAGUAAAUGUUCAAAUCAG
Messenger RNA from Ostrea edulis (European flat oyster), 4414 nucleotides. Its product is annotated as steroid 17-alpha-hydroxylase/17,20 lyase-like. The record is from RefSeq and is a predicted model, not a curated record. Lineage: Eukaryota; Metazoa; Mollusca; Bivalvia; Ostreida; Ostreidae. Gene Ontology annotation, molecular function: heme binding; monooxygenase activity; iron ion binding. The transcript is spliced from 7 exons. The coding region runs from base 653 to 1765 and encodes 370 amino acids.